Messenger RNA from Gadus macrocephalus (Pacific cod), 721 nucleotides. RefSeq names its product defender against cell death 1 (gene dad1). Gene Ontology annotation, cellular component: oligosaccharyltransferase complex; membrane. The record is from RefSeq and is a predicted model, not a curated record. The coding region runs from base 139 to 480 and encodes 113 amino acids. Lineage: Eukaryota; Metazoa; Chordata; Actinopteri; Gadiformes; Gadidae. The transcript is spliced from 3 exons. Gene Ontology annotation, biological process: protein N-linked glycosylation.
GGACCGUAUUCUCAGUGACACCAGCCCGAACUUCCGCUCUCUCGGACACGUCAUUCAUUCGCGGAAGGAAUACUCCUUGCAAAAACCCUGUAGUGGCAUUCUUUCUUGUCAAUUAGUCCUCAAAGCCCACUCGAAAACAUGUCCAACUCGGUGAUAUCAGUGAUCUCCCGGUUCCUGGAGGAAUACAAGACCACUACACCAAACAAGCUGAAAGUAGUGGACGCCUAUCUGCUUUACAUUCUGCUCACGGGGGCUCUACAGUUCCUGUAUUGUCUGCUUGUGGGAACCUUCCCCUUCAAUAGCUUCUUAUCGGGCUUCAUCUCGUGUGUCGGCUCGUUCAUUCUCGCAGUGUGCCUUCGUAUCCAGAUCAACCCAACGAACAAGGGCGAGUUCCAGUCGGUCUCUCCGGAGAGGGCCUUCGCUGACUUCUUGUUUGCUCACACCGUCCUCCAUCUUGUCGUGAUGAAUUUCAUCGGUUGAUACCCUUCUGAACCCGACCCUCCUGUCUCAACAUUGCAGAAUUACAGAGAAGAUGACCUACUGAGUCCCAAAAUCUCAAUUUCUACCGCCACAGAGGAUUCCGGCACAAUUUGGAAAGUUUAUGGUCCGACACACUGUUCUGUUGCUGUACGUUUGCCCUUCUUUUAUUUUGUUACUUCUCAAUUUGUAAAUCAUUCCGUUUUGCACUUAAUCAAACAGAAAUAAAAAAACACCAAACAUA